CAAAAUACGAAGAAUAAUCAUCGUAGUCACCGACGUCGGCGAAUUGAUAGUCCAAGCAAUCGUGAGAAUUACAGCGUCACCGGCCUACCUUGCAUUCAUUAAAAAUAUCCUGUUGCCAGAAAAAGAGAAAACAAUCAUUUCCAUGUGCAGACCCAACAAUACCGAAACCACCGGAAACUCGAGACGCAAGAGAGUCGUCAUCAGUGGCGCGGGCCCUGCCGGUUUGCUUUUAGCAUCUCUCUUAUUGAAUAAGAACAAAGAUUCAUCAUGCACGGUCACUUACGACGUCACCCUUUUGGACGGUCGAGAGGAUUUCGGUAUUUUCACAAAAGAAGAACUUUCGGAGAACCACCGCAGUUGGAUGCUCGGCCUUGCGGAUCACGGAAUGGAUGCCAUCAAGACUCUUCCUGACCUUUACGAGAACUAUGUCAAGGGAGAAGGAAUUCUGGUCAGAGAAUUCAAUAUAUUCUUGGGAAGCAAGAAGGUGACGCAGACGCUAGAUUCCUAUGAGAACACUAUGAAGCGAUUAGGAAAGUCGGCGAAAGAUUCGUCGCCUCCCGAGGCUUUCAUCGUUGAUCGAAACUUUAUCGUAGCUGCGAUGGCGAGAUACAUUCGAGAAACGCAUAAGAACGAUUCCAACUUCAAAGCCAUGUACAAAACGACUUGCCAAUACGUGGAUUACGAUAACCGGCGGGUACUUGUCCGUAAUGUUAAUACGAAGGAGGAGCAUUACGUAGACUACGACCUGCUCGUGGGAUGUGAUGGAGUCCGAUCGACCGUCCGUGAGGCAAUCGUCAAGCGCCAUUCUGAUUUUUCUAUGGAGUAUACGGACAUUUUUCAAGAGUUUAAGAUGACACAUCUGAAAGCGCCAAAAAAAGUUUCGAAGUCCGCAAUGAGCAUCCUUCCCGAUAUCUUUCCGAACUGCCAGGGCAUUUGCCUACCAGAGACCGGAGACCUAGUGAAUAUUGGUAUUGGUGUCCCACGAAAUCUGGUUGACGAUUUGGACGACGAGCUGAAGAGUGACGACUACAGGGUUGUCGCCGAGUACGCCAGGAAGAACUUCAAGGCCUUUGAGCUCGAAGAUUACGAUGACUUUGGGAAGCAAUGGGUUGGUCAACGAUGGAACCAAACGGGCAUGGUUCACUGCAACUUUUAUCAUUCCCUGAAAACAGGUGUUGUUAUCAUGGGAGAUGCCGCCCAUGCAACAAGCCCAUCUAUCGGUAUGGGAAUGAACACAGCCCUUCGAGAUGCUCAAAUUUUUAGCGAAAUCUUGGAGGAAACCCAGGACGAUUUCGAGAAGGCGCUACCCGCCUUUUCGGAGGCACGAGUCAAAGAAGGAAACGCUUUGUCGGACCUCGCAAUGCAUUUGUACUGUAUGGACAAGAAGCAUCAAUUUAUUGAGACGAUCCAUUUGGUUGUGCGAAGUUUCCUGUAUUCCAAAUUUCCUACAUUGAUUGCCGAACACCCCCAAACUAUGGUUGGCCGCAGGGGCAUCGCCCUUAGCGAUGUCUAUACCCAGGCAGUAAAGCUGGGAGUCAUGGGCAAACACCGAGCGAUUAACGAUCGCAUUCGAAUGGACUAUUUUGAACGAAAGACAGGAAUGGUUAAAGCUUCAGAAAUUAUGGGGAGAGGCAUUGUUUCAACACUCAUCUAUGGAGCCGGCCUUGUAGCACUUGGAGCCGUCACGUACCAAAAACUAAUCCUGUAAUAGUACUGCUGCUACUGGUAGAAGAGAAAGAGGCAUUAAUAAGAAGAAAGAAUCUAUCGGAUAGUAUAAAAAAGUGAUACUACUACUACUCAGAAUUCUACUAAUUCAAAACUGCUGCUUUAGAUAAAAGGUUGGUGAAAAAUGAAAGUGUCAUCAUACUACUGUAGUACAGUAGUGUUUAUGAUAAGCAGGUUGUUACUACAGUAGUUUCGAUCUUUCCUUGAAUAGUUCUACUAUUACAAGUACUACAAUUGUUUUUCUUCAGUAAAAUAAAAAUUUUCAC
Molecule: messenger RNA, 1991 nt
Organism: Pseudo-nitzschia multistriata
Lineage: Eukaryota; Bacillariophyta; Bacillariophyceae; Bacillariales; Bacillariaceae
Source: the annotation of a GenBank genome assembly